UGAUGCGCUCGGACAACGGAUCAAAUUUCGUUGGUGCCCGCAGUGAACUACAGAAAGCGCUGGAUGAAUGGAAUCAACAAAAGAUUGAAGAACAUCUGCUCCAAAGAGAAACACAAUGGAAGUUCAACCCCCCAGCAGCCUCACACAUGGGAGGUGUAUGGGAGAGGCAGAUCCGAACAGUGCGUUCAAUCCUCAUGGGCCUUACAGGACAACAGACUCUGGAUGAUGAAGGAUUAAUGACACUCUUCUGCAUCAUUGAAAAAAUUGUCAAUGGACGACCACUAACAAAGCUGUCAGAGGACCCAAGAGAUGGUCAGCCUCUGACUCCUAACGAUUUGCUUCUGUUAAGACCUGAGUGUUCUCUACCCCCUGGUCACUUUGUGAAGCAGGAUCUGUACCGUCGACGCUGGCGCCAGGUCCAGUACUUGGCGGACAUUUUCUGGACUCGAUGGACAAAGGAGUAUUUGCCUAGUCUACAGCAGAGGCAGAAGUGGACCCACCAUUCCAGAAAUUAUCAAGUAGGUGAUCUUGUACUAGUUCUGCAUGAAUCUACACCUCGCAGUCAGUGGCCCCUUGGAUUGGUCAUUGAUGUCAAUGUUGGAGCUGAUGGACUGGUACGUUCAGUUCAAGUAAAGACACAAACAGGUAUUUAUACUCGCCCCAUCCACAAACUAUGUUUGCUGGAAGGGAAUAUGGACAAGUAAGCUCUACAGACUUUCAGCUUGUGUUUUCCAUGAGACUGUUACAAUAGUUGUUAGCCGUGUGUUCAAGAUUAACAGUUAUUGCUCUAAAGUGCAUGUAUUACUGUAUUAUUACAUAGUCGUUCACCAAUUUUACUUGGAUGACCAUCUGUUGAGGUCAUCGGGGCCGGGAUGUUGGUAUCACUCCCUUCCACUAGAGGGCUCCAAUCAUUGUUUACAUUUUUUGGGCUGUCUGACGUGCAAGGAAGAAAGAGACACGAUAGCCUUUUCAGCUACAGAGAGCCAAACAGAAAAAACAAAGCAGACAAAGAUUAAACCUGUCACUUAACUAUCCAAAUAACAUUGCCCCAACGUGUUUAACCGGCUGUCAUUAGGCUGUGUAUAGCCAGAGGGCAAUAAAAAAAAA
This is a messenger RNA of Archocentrus centrarchus (flier cichlid), 1107 nucleotides long. RefSeq lists its product as uncharacterized. Gene Ontology annotation, molecular function: nucleic acid binding. Lineage: Eukaryota; Metazoa; Chordata; Actinopteri; Cichliformes; Cichlidae. The record is from RefSeq and is a predicted model, not a curated record. The coding region runs from base 3 to 704 and encodes 233 amino acids. The transcript has 2 exons.